AAUUUCUGUACAACCUAUAUAAAUCCAAGUCCUUGGUAUUCUGCAACUACCAAGGAGCUCGGUUUCUUCGAUCAUCUACCAUACUGCCCCCGCCGAAUUACCUGUCAUAAUGGCGAUCCAUCCACUGCUGCCGGGCAUCGAAGUCGCCAUCUGCGUCAACAACGAACCCCUUCGUGAGUACGACGAUGAAGACUCUUGGACUGGCACGACACGAAAUGCCGUGGGCUUUGAGACCAAGACGAUCACGAAAUACAUCGAGUCUGUCGCAGAUCAGGAGUUCGGAAUCAAGUUUGUGCUUGAUAACCAUUAUCAGCUCACUUCUCCAUUCCUUGUCUUCUACACCAACAUAGAUGGUGAGAAUUUCGGUGGUGCUGCCUUUGAUGAUCGCAAGACACAUACUCCAUGGGUAAUCCACCAAGAAGGAGUGAAGAAGGGAGGGAAAGGAAAGACCCCUGUGUAUCUACUGCCUUUUAAGUUUACGAAAAUUGAAACAACUCUUAAUCAGAACGCUAUGCGCACUCUCGAGGAUGACAAGAAGACAAUGAGCAAAACGGGGAAAAUAAGUAUCGAGGUCUUCCGAUGCUCGGGGGGUGCUAGUUUUGAUCGCGAUUCCAACGUGCCCAAACUCGGCCUUGAUCCCGACUCGAAACUCCACGAGAAAUCACUCAAAGGCGAACCAAAGUACCAUGGUGCAUCGUUCGGGGACGCGCGUGUAGUAUCAUCUGAGAACAAAGCCAGGACAUAUACGGAAUUGGACGGUUCGGACUCCCCUAUUUUAAGAUUCGUAUUCAAGUACAGGUCGAACAAAGCGCUGAAAGAGCUUCUCAUCAUUGAACGUUUGCCAGAGCCAGAAGAAGCAGCAGCGCCAGCUGAGGCUCCGCCUGAGGUGCCGCCUGCUGUCGACCUCGAACAUCUUAACGACAACCAACGACGAAAAGUAGAAGACUUCGUCCGGAACCUUACAGAGGGCGGGCCAAGUACUCAACCUAAGAAGGUGAAGCGAGAACGUGACGGCGAAAAGUCACCCCUUCAACUGAAGAAGAAGCUCAAGACGGCCGAAGAGGUUGAGAUAGUCGACCUUACUGGAGACUAGCACCGACUUAAUUUGGAGCAUGGUCACACCAAGUCAGACUACUGCCUAUGGAACGGAGAACAAGACUCACGAUAUGCAUCUUUCUUUCGUCUGCUAAGGAGUUUUGGAGUUUGGCCCUGCUUAUUAUUAUACCCAGGUCUGCAUUGAUGAAGGAGGGUUGCGUGUACAUUGCAAGGAGAGGCAUGCGCUAUCUAGCUUUUUCUGAGAACGUCACCAUGCACUCUACAGUUUAAAUUUAGAAAGGC
Messenger RNA from Mollisia scopiformis, 1338 nucleotides. RefSeq lists its product as uncharacterized. The transcript has 6 exons. Bases 110 to 1093 code for a protein of 327 amino acids. The record is from RefSeq and is a predicted model, not a curated record. Lineage: Eukaryota; Fungi; Ascomycota; Leotiomycetes; Helotiales; Mollisiaceae.